This is a messenger RNA of Schistocerca americana (American grasshopper), 1505 nucleotides long. RefSeq names its product feline leukemia virus subgroup C receptor-related protein 2-like. Lineage: Eukaryota; Metazoa; Arthropoda; Insecta; Orthoptera; Acrididae. Gene Ontology annotation, cellular component: membrane. Bases 1 to 1188 code for a protein of 395 amino acids. Gene Ontology annotation, molecular function: heme binding; heme transmembrane transporter activity. The record is from RefSeq and is a predicted model, not a curated record. Gene Ontology annotation, biological process: transmembrane transport; heme export. The transcript has 7 exons.
AUGGUUGUGGGCUGGGGCAUAAUCAUGUGCGAUAAGAGCUGCUUGCAGGGUCUGCGGCUGUCCAUUCUGCUGGGUGCUGCUCUGAACGCUGCGGCGACGUGGCUGAAGGUGUUGGCCGUGGCUCCCGGCCGCUUCUGGCUGCUGCUGGUGGCGCAGUCGAUCGCCGCUGUCGCGCAGGUCUUCGUGCUCACCGUGCCACCCACCGUCGCCUUCCUUUGGUUCGGCGCCAACGAGGUGUCCACUGCCUGUGCGCUCGGCGUCUUCGGCAAUCAGCUGGGGGUAUCUCUGAGCUUCUUCCUAACACCACUCUUAAUAACGGACCACGAGAACGUAGAAGACAUCGGUUGGGACAUGAAAGUCUACUCUUACUCCAUCGCUGGAGGAUCCACGCUCGUCUUGUUACUGGUCAUCGCAUUCUUCCAGGACAAGCCGGCGACGCCGCCGAGCGUGGCCGUGGCGGUACGCGAGAUGUCGGCGUCGAAGCAGGGCGAGGCUGGCGGCGGCUCGUCGCUGGGCGUCCUGCGCCGCCUGCUGCGCUGCCCGCCCUUCCUGCUGCUCGUCGCUUCGCUCAGCCUCUGCUUCAUCGUCUUCAACGCCGUGGGCACCAUGCUCAACCCCCUCAUCCUACUCUACUUCCCGAACGGCGAGGCGUUUGCUGGCCGCGUUGGCCUUCUUUUUGUGGUCUCGGGCACCGCUGGGGGUCUCGUGUGUGGUUUCAUUCUGGACAAAACCCACAAAUUCAAGCACACAUCCGUUGUCCUGGUCGUGAUUCUCCUUGUGAGUAUGGUCGCUUUCACGUUCACUUUGUCUCUUGGAAAUCAUGCAGUCGUGUACGUCGUCUCAUUGUGUUUGGGGUUUUCGUCGGGCGGUUACUUCCCGGUGGGCAUGGAGUUCGUGUCGGAGCUGACGUACCCAGAGCCCGAGAGCAUCGCGAUGGCCCUGAUGAUGAUCGCAGUGCAGGCGGCGAGCUCGGCAGCCACAGUGCUGUACGGCUGGAUGCUGGGCGCCGUGGGAGACCUGUGGGCCAACGUGUUCCUCAGCGCGCUGCUGCUCGUUGCGCUCCUCGUCACCGUCUUCAUCAGGGAAGACCUGCGCCGACACCACGUCUCUCUCGCCGCCAACGCCCCCGAUCGCCAGGACACAGAAGAUGCUCGCAAAAACAGUUUCAGAGUCGACGGCCAUCACUGACAGGCCACGUCGCACCUUACAGAAUGUUCCCAUGGAAAGCCAGCUUUCGGCUCACUGAAUACGUGUUAUCUCAUGAAGAUGCAAGUGGAGAAGAGCAAUGUUUUGAAGAGUUUAUUCACACGAAAGAACCCCAUCGUCUAAAACGUGAAUUGAUGUCAAUAUUUCGAGAUGUUAUGGCCUUCUCAGUAGACUGAGAAAUGCUCGUGAAUUAUUCUGCGGCCACAUCACACUGUUUUCACAGUUAUCGAUAUUUAUUUUUGCGUACAUAAGCUUUUAUACUUAAAAGCAAGACUGUAUUUUAUGACAACUAAAUAUGU